CUGGAAGUAGCACCCAGACAAAGUGGAAGACUCCUGGUGCAUCUAAACGAGAGACCUGCAGCUGGCAGAUCCCCCUGAAACUCAGCAGAAAGAUGGCUGUCCUGUGCUGGGUGGUUCUGGGUCUGGCCGUCUUCCUGUCUCCUCAACGCAGUUUAGCCGCUGUAAACCAGGACUGGCUAACCAAUAUUAUACAAAACCUCAAAAAUGAGUAUGCUCUGGGUGACAGCUACAGUCUGGCUGUCAACCUCCCUGUGAACCAAGACUUAGACAGUCUUGCAGAAGUUCUUAAGGAUGACCCUGCAGAUGCAGUGAAACAAGCUAUUUCAGCAGGUCAAGUGUACCAAGGCACCAGGGUCGUUGCAGCUGUCCAGUCUGGAGCGCUGGCCCAGGUUCUAGAGAAAAUACAACCCCUGAUAAAAAGCAGUGAUGGUAACGUCCUCAUCGUCUACUCCGAAGGAUACCCUGAUGCAAAUGGCAUUGACAACAAGAUCAGUGACGUUGUUCAGAACUGGAAGAGUUACGCUUUUGUCUUUUCUAAAGUAGCUGAUGUUGCUGAUGCUGACACGCUCCAGAGGGCUGCACUGUUCAAACAGCAAGAGCUUUCAAAGUUUGGCCUUGAAAACAUAUUCCGUUGUUAUGAGCAAAGCGAUUCUUUUCAGUGCACAAACUGCAAAGCAGGCGAUGAUGUUGCACCAUCCUGCGUUGCAGAUACAAUACAAUCAAAUGGCGACGAAGAGACAGCAGUAGGUGCACCUGAGCCGCCUGCAGGAAGUGAUGAAGGCGCAAUUUCAGGUUCAAAUAAUGGGAUUGACACAGGCUCAGAUACUAGUGAAGAAGGUGGAGAGGUUAUAGAAGAAGGUAAAGGUGGAAAAGGAGGCAAGGUGAGAAAAUCAGGUAAACGCGGAAAAGGAGGCAAGGUGAGAAAAUCAGGUAAACGCGGAAAAGGAGGCAAGAUGAGAAAAUCACGUAAACGUGGAAAAGGAGGCAAGAUGAGAAAAUCACGUAGACGUAAGCGUAGAGGCAAGAGAAGGGGGUAGAAAGCUAACAGUGCAUAGCAAACUGCUAUGCCAAAUUUUGAACAACACAAUAAGGGCCAUGAGUUAAAAAAUCAGCUACUUUGCAAAAAUGUUCUUAUUUCCUUUAUUUAAACUGAUGAAACCGUUGGCUUUGUCUGGCUAAAUAAACAUAAUUCAUUUAUCUGUAUAGACAUGAACUACUUGAAAGGAUGGUGUCAUGUUUUGCUUUUUAUCUCACAGAAUUCCAACUAUUUACGUGGAACCUGUACAAUUGUCUUUUGACAUUUUCUCUGCUUUUGAUUAAAGUUUG
This is a messenger RNA of Poecilia reticulata (guppy), 1326 nucleotides long. The record is from RefSeq and is a predicted model, not a curated record. NCBI's taxonomy places the organism in Eukaryota, Metazoa, Chordata, Actinopteri, Cyprinodontiformes, Poeciliidae.